Messenger RNA from Iphiclides podalirius (scarce swallowtail), 1425 nucleotides. Lineage: Eukaryota; Metazoa; Arthropoda; Insecta; Lepidoptera; Papilionidae. The record is from the annotation of a GenBank genome assembly.
AUGAUGAUGAUAACUUUUGGAGUUAUUGCUGGACUAGGUCUCGGAUUAGUUUACGUUACCGCUGUGGUUUCUAUAGCUUAUUGGUUUGAGAAGAAAAGGAAUCUUGCUGUUGGCUUAGGUGUUUCUCCAGAGAAAGUAAUAAAUGACGAGGCUGCAGCUAUUAAAAGACAUGAAAACAUUUUGUCAUAUACAAGGAACAAUAUUCAGGUUUCAAAAUCUGUGGAAAAUCUGCCAACAUACCUUACGUACGAUGACAAGGUAUCUUUGAAGACCUUAGAAAGAAUUAUUCAUGCUGGCACUCAAAAUAAUGGUGAGAUUAAGUAUCCGACUUUUGCAAACAAAAGGGAUGAGAAGACGAAGAAGACUAUCGAGUUUAAGGAAACUUACGAUCCACCGGCAGUGGCUUAUACAGAUCAUUUUCUUAAACGUACUCAUUCGGAAAAGUACAGCUAUCGAAAAGUAAAACCUUCUAAAAGAUAUCAACUAAAGAAUGCCGAUCAGAACGAAACGUUGAAAUUACUGAAUUCCGAAAUAAAAAGCACUGAUAAAAUUGUAAAACAAGACAGUAAGGAGAACCGUCGAGAAUGGUUCAAGAAACAGUUGUCGGUGAACCAUCAUUACUUAAAAGACUUGAAAAUGCCUCUGAAUUCAAUAAGCCAUAGAAACGCCAUGUUGAACAUAAAGAUAUAUCGCCUGAAAGCGUCGUCUUGCCCGGAUAUAUUUAAAAAUUCUAUGAUCACGAUAAACGAGAAGGAAGAGAAAUGGUACAACGGCUGUUUGAGUUGUUUCGCGGAUAUGUUCAAUGUUUCAUUGUUCAAGAAGAUGACCUUCAACCUUAUGUGCCUGGGCACUUUGAUUCUGUUCGUCUGGUUCAUCGUUCCAUAUUUCUAUUUGGCGGAGCACAUGAUCCACAGAGGCUAUACAGAGGACGAUGGCGCUGUUAUGUUGAGCCUGAUUGGCAUCACUAACACGAUUGGAAUGGUCGGUCUUGGUUGGAUUGGGGAUUUCCCUAAAGUCUCCAUUGGAAACUUGUACGCAAUCUGUCUGGUUCUAUGUGGUGCGUCGGUUGCGGCCAUACCAUCUGCAGCUGCUAAUUAUUGGGCCUUAGCAUUGAUUACAUCAGCUUUUGGCUUACUUUUCGCCGCAUCGUUCACUUUUACACCAAGCCUGCUGGUGAAAUUGGUGUCCUUAGACGAUUUUACUUCCGCCUACGGACUGGUGUUGCUAGCACAGGGCAUUGGACAUUUAAUUGGACCUCCUUUAUCUGGUCUCAUCUACGAUUUGACAUUCUCCUGGGAGUUAGCGUUCUAUCUCGCCGGUGGUUGGAUAAUUGUUUCUGGCGUCCUUAUGUCCUUCAUCCAACCCGUAAGGAAUUAUCAGGAAAAGCGGGAGAAUUUAGAAAAUGGCGACGGAUCAAGCUUUGCC